This is a messenger RNA of Racocetra persica, 156 nucleotides long. The record is from the annotation of a GenBank genome assembly. NCBI's taxonomy places the organism in Eukaryota, Fungi, Glomeromycota, Glomeromycetes, Diversisporales, Gigasporaceae.
AUGGAAUCUAAUUAUUUUUUGCAGCCUAUUUUGAAGUAUUGUUCUUCAUGUCAUUCUAACAAAUCCGCUGAUUUAUUUGAAACUAAUAAAAAAUCUUGUUCACUAUGCUUAAAUCGGUUAAAUGAAGGAUAUAAAAGAAAGCGUGAAGAACAAUAU